Messenger RNA from Tigriopus californicus, 1390 nucleotides. RefSeq lists its product as uncharacterized. Bases 895 to 1389 code for a protein of 164 amino acids. The transcript has 3 exons. NCBI's taxonomy places the organism in Eukaryota, Metazoa, Arthropoda, Copepoda, Harpacticoida, Harpacticidae. The record is from RefSeq and is a predicted model, not a curated record.
GUUCGAGUCCUGGUCGCGAGGAGACAGACACAGCACCACGUACAUUGUCACCCAUUGAGGCUAUCAAGUGAUGGUGGUCCACUUGAAUUGCCUGAAACGGGUUCCAAAAUGGGAAAAUUGAGGCUUUUCCCGGUGUUGUGCGUUGGACCGUUAAUUCCGUGUAAUAGGAACCCGAGUCAAUAUUUGAUCUUGGUGCUCAGGUGUACGGAGUCUGUCGAUGACAAGAAGCCCGCCGCCUAAUCCAUUGGAUGAGCUUGCAUUCACCCAUUAACAUAGACUGUCUGUGGUGUGGUGCAUAUUCCCAUGUCAUUGAUGGAGCUUGGUGCAACACUUUCUUCUAAGGUUUCCUCGACAUCAUCGUGAAGGUCAAGCGGUAUGAUUUUGAAUAAGUCAUUUACCUCUGAGUUUUGACGUUUCGACAAAAAAAACCGACCGCUUCUGAAGUGAAUGGCGUUUUUCAUAGACUUGACUAUGAACCGUUGCACAACUACCUGUAUUGACGACCAAGCGCGACAAGGAAAACAAAUUCCAAUUCAAAUCUUGAACCCAAUCUGCAUUGUGCUAAGACAAAAGCAGUGAGAAAUGCCCAAGGUUGUCAUGAAUUAUUCAAAGGCCUGAAAGUGGCGUUCUUGCCCGAAAAUGAACGCUAGGCGUCUCCUAAUGCCUGUUAUGUUGAAACCAAGACAAAGUUAUAUUACUCCGGCCUUUAAAGGCCACAGUUUUGAUAUGGAAGUGCGGUGAAUAAUUCAGUUCAAACAAAAGUGGUACUUUCCUACUCAUCCCGAAUUGUGUCUAUCCCUCAACAAACUUGACAUUUACGCAGAAGAAAAUGACAAUCAUCAUUCGACCACGAGUUGAUCCAUGCAAACGAAGAAGCUAUUCAAUCAUUAAGUAAUGUAUGGUUCAACGUGCUUUAGUAUUGGUGGCAAUAGAGCGGCCUUUUCCGCUCUUAUCUUGUUCAUGCACGUCUUAUCCUCAUCGACCGAGCCAUCCGAUAAUAAUAAGUGGCAUAAUUUCCACGCGAAUUCGUAUGAACUCAAUGCAUCAGAGGCGAGGGCAUUGCCAUUCCAGGAUGAAAUUGCUGGCAGUUCCCAGAUCACGAUCACUCUGAACAGUUCCCCCAAGUUGUAUCAGGAAGAGGCUGGAUCGGCCCAAGAAAUGGAUCAUCGCAAGCGAAGACAUUCCAGACACAAACACAACUGGUUUAAGGGCAGCAAAUGGAAGCAUCUUCUACAAAAGAGAGCAGCCAACAAAAACUUGGAACAAAUAAGUGGCAAACUAGACUAUAAAUCAUUCCCAAACUGUUGGACCACCCCGCAACUCUCCAACCAGCGAAGGCAAUUGGAGCCAAGCAAUUUGUGCCAGAAACGACUGAUUGAAAAAAGCUAAC